AGAAAUUUUAGGCCAUUUUAUUAAAUUAUGCAGAUAAAAAAAAAAUUCAUCAAACUCAUGUCUACAAGAUAAUCUUGGGCGAGGAAAAAUGUUAUCAUGUUCUGGUUCUUUCCUCUGACUGAAGAAGAAGAGCAGCAGCAAAAGCAAAGCGAUGACAACAAAAGCCAGCAUCGACAUGUGGUCUGUGUGAGGUUGAAAUGGUAGCGAUUGAGAGUGAGUGCAUGAACUGGAAGCAAAUUGGGUCCCUCCUGUGAAGUGGUGUCCUUGACAGCGUCCAAGAUUCAUGGACUUUCAGGAGAAGCUCCUCUUCACAGCAUUCCUCAUUCUUGCUGUGGCCACCAAUGGAACCCAGGCAGACGCUAUGGUCACCGGCACUGUGUUCUGUGACCAGUGCAAAGAUGGCCAAAUGUCACUUUUCGAUUUUCCCGUUAAUGGUGCUAAAGUGACCCUGACCUGUGCUGAUAGCAACGGGCAAAUCAAGAUGUCGAGAGAAGAGACAACAAAUUGGUUCGGAAGCUAUGCAAUGAGGCUGGACGGCACGCCGGACUUGAAUGGUUGCUCUGCUCGCGUGUCAGGCAGUGGUCAGGGAUCAAUGGGCUGUGGUGAAGCUGCGGGGCCUCCCCAAAACCUUAGACUCGUGUUUAGGAUGUUUGAUAUGGAGAUGUACACUGUGGAUCCUCUGCUCGCUCAGCCUGCCAAGCCUAUGAACCAAUGCUCAGGAUCUUCCAAUCCUGUGCCUUCACCGCCCACACAACACGAGUCCCCUCCACCUUCCCACCUUCCUCCGUUUGCUGGACUCCCCCCCUUGCCACCUUUGCCUCCUAUGCCACCUCUACCACCAGUCAUCUUUGCAGAUGCUUCAGCUUGUCCUUACCAGAAGUGGACGAUGCCAGAAUACAAGUGUUAUUGGAGGGGGGUGAACCCAGAAACGAAGGUGGCUGUAGCAUUUGGAAUGGCGGCAGCAAGGAGAUAUGGAACUGACAUGACACUGUGGAAUGGUCUGCAUGGGAGAGGAGACCCUUAUAGGACUCUCCUCAGGGAAGGAGUCACUGCCCUUUUGAAUUCCUACAACAGCCUUCAGUUCUCUUACCAUCCACUUGGCGUGGUCCAGCACAUGAAUUGGGCCUUGAUGGGUUCCACCAGGACUGUCCUCCUCACUGCCCUGCGCUUCAUGAGGUCUAAUUCUGGUGCUGGAAAUGUUACCUGCAAGUUCACCUCUUGCGAAUGACUCGUGUCUUCCGCUCCCCACCGCUAUAUGUGAUUUUCCAUUCAUCUUUAUCCUAUAUGCAGAUUCUAUCAUGUGAGGUCUAUACCUACAACGCUGCAUAGUAAGGCAGAUUAUUGUCUCUAUCAUAACAUCUCUGCUGCUCUUUAUGAUAUAUAAUUCAAGUUGAAUCAUCAUUUACUGGGAAUUUUGUGUCUCUCUCUCUGUGUCUCCCUUGGUUGCUGAUAAGGACUUAGACGAUACAAAUAACAGACACAGCUAUCUGGAGUUAUACCAGUUUUUCUGUUUUACUGUCUCAAUAUAAUCUUUUAAUCGUCUUAGCAUGUUUUGGCUAAGAAAAUUCACUGCCACCUUCAUCUC
Messenger RNA from Prosopis cineraria, 1585 nucleotides. RefSeq lists its product as uncharacterized. The coding region runs from base 284 to 1228 and encodes 314 amino acids. The record is from RefSeq and is a predicted model, not a curated record. The transcript is spliced from 4 exons. NCBI's taxonomy places the organism in Eukaryota, Viridiplantae, Streptophyta, Magnoliopsida, Fabales, Fabaceae.